AUGAAUAAUAAUAUGAAUAAUAAUAUUAAUUACAAUAAUUUGAAUAAUAAUAACAUUCAUUGGGAUUAUAAUAAUAAUAAUAAUAAUAAGAAUAUGAAUAUGAAUAUGAAUAUGAAUAAUAAUAAUAAAAACAAUCAUAUCAAUUAUAAUAACAAUAGUAAUAAUAUGAAUAAUACCUGGUUUGACUCUUGCACCUUAUUUGGGCCGAUCGAAGGAAAGAACUUUGGUAUGAGUCCAUCAUUGAAAGUUGGUGAUGCCCUUGUUCGAUUCCUCAAUACGAUAGCGGCCUCAAGCGGGUCGAUAAGAAAUUAA
This is a messenger RNA of Dictyostelium purpureum, 312 nucleotides long. RefSeq lists its product as uncharacterized. The record is from RefSeq and is a predicted model, not a curated record. The transcript is spliced from 2 exons. The coding region runs from base 1 to 312 and encodes 103 amino acids. NCBI's taxonomy places the organism in Eukaryota, Evosea, Eumycetozoa, Dictyosteliales, Dictyosteliaceae.